UUUCUCCCAAAAGAAAAUGGAUCUUCAACAUAGCAACCAAGCAAGCAAGCCAGUGUAAACUUUCCUUUGAAUGCCGUUUGUUUAUGUGUGUAGAAAAUCCUUUUACUGCGUGGUAUCUAUUUGUAUUUUCCCUCCGGUUUCGGUGUUUUUCGCGCGAUAGGACACAAAGUUUAGUGUGAUGUGAAGUGUGGCUUCCCGAGGCGGUUUCGAAUGAAUUCUUUACGGGAAAGAAAAGUGCUUUCCGUUGACUAUCUUUUUCAACACCAAGUGAGAUGAAGUAGGAUAGAUAGAGCGUUCACACUCGCAUUGAACUAUCUUCAAUUUCCACAUUGUCACGAGAUAGAGAAAAAAAACGUUGUCAUAAGGGGUUAUGGUGGCUAUUUUUAUAAUUUCUACGUACAUGCUUUUAUUGUAAUUCGUUUCGCACGUCAUGCUCCCGCACAGCAUAAAACUGUCGGGGUCCAUCGCAUAUGCUAUACAAUGCAAGGAAGUUUUUCCCUUCCGGUACAGUACUGCGGGAUCGUACCGUUUAUGAUCGUUUUUAUCCUUAUACGCGGACUGUGAUCAUGUAGGAUAAGACGAUCGAUAGGCUGACUCUCGCAUCUCACACAAAAUCGGUGCAUCUUGAAGGGGACAAUCGUUGUUGGUCGAAAUUCAACAUCUUGCAGGGAGGUUUUUCUCCCUUUCGGUUGGCCAUACUGUCCCUGCACGGUUAUUCGUGUGAGUGUGUGUUUCGUCGCCUCUUGCAAUAAUACGUGUCAUGGGAAGCGAGCAAUAGUCGUGUAUGGUAUUUGUAAGAAAGCUUUUUUAAUAAAAAAGGUUUGAACAAUGUGUAAAACCACAAACCAACCAAGAGUGUAGGUAGUGGUGGUGUGGUGCAAUACACAAAAAAAACUCACUAGAACGUUUCGCUAGAAAGAUAGCUACAGCUACAAUUAAGGGAAAAACUCCCAUCAAAAUCGGAUCGAAAUGAGAGCGACACCACAGCACAGAGGGGCGAGAACGAGAAAGGGCGAUAGAGAGAAAAAAAUGGAAACACGCUUUCGCUCACCCAUACCAUCAAGGACGAUGAUUAGCGGCGCCAACCACGGAAUCAGCGUAUUUAAUAUUUUGCCCUUAAGGGGGGGAAUUUCGGUACCUGCUUUUUACAAUGUGUAGUGACAUUUCAUCGCGCACCACUACCAAUGCAACGGGCUACACACAUUCCAUUCCGCGCGAUGGGUAAACGAAGAAAACAUCACGAAGCGCACAAUCAACGAAGGCCGCCAGAGAUAGGUGUUUUUGUGUGUACAAUCGUGAACCAUUUGUGAGUGUGAGUGUUUCGGAAGGGGUUGGAAAAUGUCAUUUAGAAAAUAAUUUUCGGUGCAAACAUAAUUUCAUCACGCACUUCAUCCGCAUUUGUAGUCGGAAGAUGCAUUUGCACACUGGCGUUUUUCCACUAACGCACGCACACACACAUACGUACGCACUGUGAAAAGAACGGUAAAGCAAAAAAAAGGGAAUACAUGUGUGUGUGUGUGUGUGUGUUUGCGUAUUUUUCAAACGCCGUUGAUAGCUGAUCUGACAUAUGAGAAGAGGCGCGCGCGCGCGUGUGUGUGCGUAUGUAUUUUGAUUAGUGUCCGACGCGUACAGUGUAGCAGUUGUGUUUCGUUGUGUGCGGGAUUAUGUUUUCGAAUCAAAAACCCGUUGGGUGAAGAGUGCAAGCGUGUGUGCGAAACUCGCGUACACGAGUUGGUGGCUCUUUGCGCUGCAGACAAACGGCGCAGCCAUUCGAAAUUUUCCACCAUCAACAGCGCAUCGAAAACAGUGCGAACAAGAUGCCAACAGUGUUGCGCGAGAGUGACAAACAGCUGAGACACGGUUUGUUGCAAGACAGAGUGCCUGCCGUUUAUGUCAAAUCAAUCGAUUGUAUUGAUUUACAACGCUGGAUAUAUAUCCAUCACCAACAAACACCACAGAUAAGUGUAUUCGGUGUGUAACAGUGAAAGAAGGGUGAAAGGUUGAAAAAAAGUGCAUGGUGCGGCAAGUUUACAGUGUGGUCUAUUGAGUGGCCAAAGUUUGAAUAGAAAAUGAUGCCUUGCCCGUGCUUAAAUUUAAAUGCAAUAAGACAUACAAAAUCCGCUUUGCAUCCGUGACGUGAUCUUGGGUGGAUUUAGCGCCCUUUUUGCUACAGUGUACGGCGCUUUUGCAUCCCUUCCAAGCCUUCAAUCGCACGAAACGCAAAGCAAAAGGGGUGUAUGAUUGUGUGUGUGUGCGUGUAUGUGUGUAAAGCAACAACAGCAACAAAAAUAAACGGAAACAGCGAGUGCGUACAGCAUCAGUUUGUGGUGGUGUGUGAGCGCGGUACAAUAAGCACAGUUGCUAGGCAUUCUGUUUUACCCAAUCGUGUCAGCAUUGUGUGUGUAGUGCAAAACUUCAAAAAGCGGUCAUGCGACGCAACAAUCGCACCCGUGCCGGUGCUGGUGUGGGCGGUGGAGGAGGAAUAAUGGCGGUACCGAUCAAUCCUAGUACGGCUAGUGGUGGUGGUGGUGGUGGUGGUGGUGGUGGUGGCCGGCUGAUGACACGAGCACACGACAAGCGUCCUUGUGAGGAUUACCGUGAUCACGAGGAACCCAGCAGCAGUAGAAGCAACAACUUCCCGGUGUCCGGCAAGAAUUUACCCGCAAGGAUAUCAGCCCGACCCGUCGGUUCCAUCUAUAGUAUCACGAAUUUAGAAAAUGUUAAAAACAAAAUGUCAUCACUCCUGUCGGGCUAUGGUAAAAUGAAAGGACUCUCCGAAUCCAUCGAUCCAGCAGCGUUAAUCGAGCAAGUAGUGCAGGAUAAGAUGAAACAGAAUAAAUUACAGCAAAUGCAACGUCAACGACUGUUGGCAGGUUCUCGUGGUGGUGCUGGAGGCCAAUCAUCCAGCAGCAAUAGUGCCACGUACCGACAGGUGUCCGAAACGCACAUGAUCAUCGAUUCGGAUGUUACGAGCGGGGAGGAAGUGGAGGACGAUGAUCUUGCGCUGGACGAGAUGUGUCUGCAGACACACGACGGUAUGCAGCUGGUCGAAGAUGAGGAAAGCGACAAGUCGGACUUUGAGCAACCAGAAGUGAAUUCAUCUUCAAGUUGGUCCAUGCGCAAGAGAAGCGGAAGGACAGUCGAUACGACGGCUUGCGAUACUACGUCGUCCGUCCACGAGGAGGGCAACGAUGAGGAGGUAGACGAGGACGAAGAGUACGAAACGCAUGAUCACGAAGAUCUGCUGCAGGGUGACGAUGAGUACGAGGAACUGGACGCCGAUCAGUACGUGGUGGAUGACGAACAGGAAGAAGUUGACGAGGAACAGGAUCAGGAGGAGGAGUACGAUGAGGAGGACGCCGAGGACGAUCACGAACCGGUCGAUACGACGGAUGAUCAUCAGCAGGAGGAAGACGGGGAAGACGAGGAGGCGGAAGAGGAGGACGAAGAUGACGUCCCGGAGGAUGACGAUGUGCAGGAGGUGAUCGAUGUGGAAAAACACGAUCAGAUGAGGGAGGAAAGCUUCGGCAAACAGAAGCAAAACAAUGGCAACACUUAUGGUGCCGGUGGUGACAGAACGUCGUCGCGUGGACAACACGACAAGGAUAGUGUCAUUUAUAAUGGUACACAAACGGCGGCAUCACAACCAUCACAGGGCGAAUUGGUGGAGGAAGAGAUGGUUAAAAUAUCGGCCAUCAAAACUAAGGUUCAACUUAAUGACCAGGAUAAAGUUAGUUUGGACGAUUUCGAGAUGCUGAAAGUCCUUGGAACCGGAGCGUACGGAACGGUGUUCUUGGUGCGAAAGAAAACUGGUGUAGAUAAGGAGAAAGUCUACGCGAUGAAGGUGCUGAAGAAGGGUAUCGUAAGCCUGAAGAAAAAGACAGCAGAACACACGAGAACCGAACGACAGGUGCUUGAAGCGAUACAGGAGGCUCCGUUUCUGGUAACGAUGCAUUACGCCUUCCAGACCGAAUCCAAGCUGUACCUGAUCCUGGACUACGUGAUCGGUGGUGAGCUGUUCACGCUGCUUUGCAAGCGAUUGCUCUUCGAGGAAUCGGCUGUCCAGAUUUACAUCGCAGAGAUAAUAGUUGCAAUCGAACAUCUUCACAAGCUCGGCAUCGUGUAUCGCGACAUCAAGCUGGAAAACAUUCUGGUCGACAUGGAUGGCCACAUCGUGCUGACCGAUUUCGGCUUAUCGCGUGAGCUCACGUACGAACAUGAACGUGCGUACAGCUUCUGCGGUACGGUCGAAUAUAUGGCACCGGAAAUUUUAAAACCAAGACCCGAAGGCCACGACACUGCCGUCGACUGGUGGUCGGUCGGUGUGCUCACGUUCGAGCUGCUAACGGGCGCUUCACCGUUUGCGGCUGAACCGAACGACAUUGCUAGGCGCAUCACGGAGACGGAAGCAAUUAUUCCGGAAAAUCUAUCAGCCGAAGCGACCGACUUUAUCCGUAAGCUACUGGUGAAGGAUCCGAAGCGACGGCUCGGCAGCGGGAAGACCGAUGCGUCCGAGCUAAAGUCGCAUCCGUUUCUGCGUUCCAUUAACUGGGCACGGUUGGUACGGAAACAGAUACAGGCACCGUUUCCACCAGUGGCCGAGAAUGAUCGCGAUACGCGGAACUUUAGCUCCGAGUUUACCAAGCAGGAUGUCGUGGAAAAUCCGUGCGCACCGCCAAAGAAUGCUGAUCGGUUGUUUAGAGGAUAUUCUUACGUUUCACCGAAGUUGCUUACUGAAAACGUCGUGGAUCGAAAUAAGUUUAUUCCGAUCCACAACAUGCGUCCGCAGGAAAACUACAUUAGGCAAAAUGCAUCAAAGCAAUCGAGUUUCUUCAGAAAGUACGCACUGACGAGCGAUUCAGCGAUUGGAGUCGGAUCGUAUUCGACGUGUCUUAGAUGCCAGCGGCUACGUAGCAAUAAUUUCUUCGCCGUUAAGGUCCUGUUCAACCAUCCGCACACGUCUGAGUUCGCCAAACGCGAGGUGGAAGUAUUGCGCCAGUGUCAGAAACAUCCGAAUAUAACGCAGUUUGUCGAAAUACUAGAGGACAACCACUACAUCUAUAUUGUGCUGGAGCUGCUCGAGGGUGGUGAACUGCUGCAACGCAUCAAUCGACAACCCGCCCAGCAAACGGAGUCACGAAUUCGCGGCUACUUUUCCCAGGUAGUCGAUGCGGUCGCAUACAUUCAUCUGCAGGGUUACGCACACCGGGAUUUGAAGCCGGAAAAUGUACUCUUCGAACGAUCGUCAUCCGAUCGGUUACGGUUGAUCGAUUUCGGAUUUGCCGAGCGGCUCGACAGCAACAGUGAUGAACCACGGCUUCCGGCCGGUACGCUCGGCUAUGCGGCACCAGAAGUGAUCGGUACCACGUCGUCUUCCGACUCCGAUUCUUCGUACUCGCUCGAAACGACUGACCUGUGGUCGCUCGGAGUCAUCCUCUACACGAUGCUGUCCGGUCAAGCACCGUUCAUCCCGCGCCAGUUCUUUGGCCACGACAAUCUUGCAUCGACGUCGAAGGAGAUGGACAUCAUUACCAACAAAAUACGACGCGGUUCGUUCGAUCUCAGCACCAGCAUCUGGUUGGGUGUGAGUGAAAGUGCAAAGAAUCUAAUACGCGCGCUGCUCACCGUUAAUCCGAAGCAACGCAUUACGAUGCAGGAGCUGCAGCGGCACGAUUGGUUGUGCGAAAGUGGCAAACGGCGUGGGCCGCAUUCGUCACUAUCCGCGUAUAGCCGUGGUUUGCCCGGCCAAACCAAGGUACCGUACGAGAAGCUGCAGGUGAAUGUGCGCAACACGUACGAUGCAUUUAAGCUAGCGGAACAGAGUGGUUUCCGGUUGCAUAAGGAAGGUGCAAGCCGGCGAAAGAGUGCCGGUGCAUUGAUGCAAACGACGGUACCAUCGCAACGGGAACGCAGAACCACUAGCAACGGUACCAACAACGGUGAACUGGUGGAAAAAUCGAAUUCAAUAACAACCGUAGUGCCUAAUCAUCAUAACGCUCUCAGUAGUAAUAGUAAUAGUAGUAUUAGCAUAAACAGCAACAGUAGCAAAACCAAACGAAUACACCAACAGAACGAUAGGAAGAAGGAUACCAGCAGUCUACCCGUAUCGAGCACGAAAUCGAUCGAAUCCCAGUAUAGCAGUUCGAUGGAGGAAAGCACAUCGAGCGGUAUCGGUCGUAGCAAAAGUAGCAAAAGCAGUCUGUCCCAUUCGGGCAGUCCGCUGCGCGAUACGCGCCAGAUGUCCAACAGUUCCGUCGUGAUCGUUAUCGAUGAGGAUGAGGAUGAGCGGGACGGGCACAGCAAUGUAGCGUUGCCAGUUGUGAGCAGUACCGCCACAAAAGAACCGACCGAAGCGUCCAUUGCUGUUGAAAAUGUCUCGCUAGCUGCAGAUAGUCCGACCAAGCAAAAGACGGUGGUAAAGGAUAGUGCGAAAGAAACGGUUGAGGAACAAACGGAUGAAAUAGUUAUUGAUGUGGAGGAAGAAGAGAUAAGCAAGGAUGCAGACAGUGAGAAAGUGGAAGAGGAAAAGAUUCCUUGCAGUAGGAAAUCAAGUCAAGCAGAAAAUAACAACAAUGACGUACUGGAUGGUUUAGUAUCAACGACGAAACAGCAGCAGCACCAUCAAAUCGAUGAUGCAGUGAAUGUUAAUGUAGCACGUGUGACGAUGGAGGUGCGUCAAAUUAUGAAUGAAGAGGAAUUUUCCGAUACGACUAAAGAAUUAUUAGGCGCUACAAUAUACGUAGAACCCGUGAUCGAUAGUAUACAGAAUAUGAAGGAAAACAAACCGCCUCGGAAUGAUAGGAAAAAGGAACAGGUAACAGUGCCAGCGUCGCUCCCGGAAGCUAGCAGUAGUAGGAUUAGUAACGUUGCUGUUCCCGCACCGCAUCGGACAAAUUUGAAUAUAAAGAAGGAGCGAAACGAAACACGUUCCCGGAAUGCAGUAACCCGUACGGAUGGUAAUUGCUGCUCCGUCCAGUCGUACGGGUUGGAAAGAUUUUUCACACUACAACUGCUGAGGCAGGAAUUUGUGUCAUGCAGGGACGCGGAUUGUACGCUUCUGCCUCGCACAAUUUCGGUACAUUCUGAUAACGAUGAUAUCGUGUACCUUGGUUACAAAGAGUUGGAUGAACCAUAUCUUGGGUUCGAUGAGGAAGAGUGCGAUCGAUUUUAUGGCUACACGCCAUAUGAGCAGAAAAUACGAUCCAAGCUAUCAAAUGUAAAACAAAAGAUUAUCGACAAUUAUUCAUACGGCGGUGGGUACGCGAACGUGAAACGGGAACCGCACCGAAUAACGAAACGAAGAGCAGAAGUAUCGUAUGAUGAUGGGGAUGAUGUAAAUGAACCGCGCCCAAAGCGUUUUCGGCAAAUCGAGCGGAAAAACUAUUCCCUAACAAACCGGCAAAACACGUCGGCAUUUGGUCACACGGACGGAAAGUUCAUGAUUAAACGCGAAGUGUGUUGAGCUGGUAUGAAUGCUUCUCACUAGUUGUGGCAAGGUGCCGUGAGAAUUGUUGUGUUAUAGGUACGAGUAGGUAGGAGUUAACUAUUUAUUUAUUACUUUCCACCACCACUACCACCACCAAAGCGCUGUCCCCGAUGUAUAAAACCGUUUUUUUCUGAUACAUUUUGCUGCUGCCUUUUUGGGGAGAAUCGAUACAGGUGUAUUCUAUCGUUUGUAUAAACAUUGUGCAUAACUUUUGCACAAUGCUCUUGCGUUUGCUACUUAUGUUUAUAUCUUCUUUUACGCCCUUCAGUACUGGUGUAAUGAGUUUGUUCACAGCGAUAAGAUCAAACAUUUUAGACACACAAACACACAUGUCUCCUUAUCUAUCUCACUCAUCGUAAUUGUUCAAAACAUGAUUCUAAAAUAUUUUUUAAAGCAAAAUUUCAACUCACUGAAUGAUGAAGUGGUGACCUAUUUUUGCAACGAGAGACGAAUACGCAUUCGUAUUUAAGUUGUGCGAUUGAGAUAAUAGUUAUAAGCGUAGGUUUUGGUUUUCCGUUCACUACAUUAAAAAGUUUUAUUUUUGUUAGUGUAUGUCAUGGGAAUUAUUAUCGCCCUAAUGGUCUUUGUUACUUUAGUUUUAUUUUUUUUUAUUUGAGGAUUUUGUUUUGUAUCUUCCCGAUCUUAUGCUACUGAACUCAAUGGAACCGUUUUUUAAGGAAUUUAUGCGGGAAUGAUUCUAAUUCUACUACAGCAAUUGUCUCUGGUAGAGUGGAGUGGCGAAACGUAUCUACGUUUAUUGGUUGCAAACACCACGAUGCAACGAUUAGGAUAAAAUUUCCUAUAGUUUAAUCUGUACAUUACGAGAGAAAGUGCACUUACAGAUGAAGAAAAGUUGGUCAGGACAAAAGGCAAAAAUCGUACAGUGAACUGUAGGUUUUUGCGAAGAAUCUCAUCCAUCUCUAACCUGAUUGUGGUGCGUAUUCAGGGGCGACAUUUUUCAGCAAUUAUAAAGAUAAGUAAGAUAAGGACAGAGAGAUAGAGAGAGAGAGACAAUGAAAGGGGAAGGAAACAUCAAUGGUUCUCAGCAGACAAAAAAAAGCAAAACAAAUCAAAUCAAUACACACAAGCGUUACUCGGUAUAGGGUAAGCAAACACAGUGAUCAUACAUGGGGAAGUAAAACAGUGUCGGUUUUCCAAAAUCUUCCAUAUCCUUGUAAAGUUAUUCGAUGUAAAAUGUAACAUAUUGUUCGACGAAUUUAGAACAGGGAGCGUCCCAUGUAAGCGAAAAGAAAAAGUGUACACGGCAUGAUCAUUUCCCUCUUUAGUGCAAGUUUAUGCAAAGCAAACAAUUGCAUAUUUUGAGCUAAACAAACACACAUAACACAUGUUUUGAAAUAAGAUUUGUAUAUAGACAUUCUUUUAUAGAAUACCCGUACUGCGUACUCGUCGUUUUUUUAAAGGCCGUAGCUUGUCUACGAGUUGUACAUAUACAAAUGUAUGUGAGAGUGCAUGAAAAAGAAGACCAAAGUCGUAAGGAAAUUGAGCCUUAAAAGAAGACACAAUACCGCCUGCGGUUCGAUACCAUAGCAAACAAAAUAAAAUAUGCUGGGUAAGUAACAUUUUGAAAAUAAAACAUAAUAAAAAAUGUAGUAGUGUAGGGGGAGAGUAAAAUAAAGAAAAAAAAAACUGACGUAUCAAAUGACGUUUGUCAGUGAGUUUGAUGCAGGGCUAGAGGGAAACAUGAAAUUUAGUUUUUAUUAUAAUUAGGUAUAAAGUAAAGAAGAAAAAAAACACACACACAAUAACAACAAACAACAAAUGCAUAACUUUACAGACCUCACGAAAAUGGUCGAUAAUGAAUAUCUUUUAGUAGUUUGUUAAGUAAGAACAGUAGAAGUAAAUUGUAGUAUGUUCCAUUAAUUUAAUAUAAAAAACGUGCACAAUGCAUUGGACAUUUUACGAGACUAGAGUUAUCAAAACUGUAAAUUUGUUCAAAUUUACAUCGCCUACAAAAGGAAAAAGGAUGUGUGGGACUAAGUAUGGAAAAUCGUCACACACACACACACACGCACGUGCGUCCGGUGAUGUUUCAUAUCCAAACAAUACAAAUUUGUGAAGUUGAAUAUCGUUUGAAGCACAUACAUAUAUAUGGAGGGGGAUGAAUUUGUUUUACAAUUUAUAUAUAUCUAGACCACAUUAUCUAGCAGAUGGUAUGUAUAAUGCAGAAGUAUGGUAGAUAAGGGAUACAAUGCUAUGAUACACAUUUAUGGUUUUAUCAUUAAAGUUUUCGUUGCUGAAACCGUAGAUAAGAACCAUUGUAAGAAAUUAAAGCUAGGAAGAGACAUGUCGGAACUGUUAACUGUGUGCGUGUGUGUGCGUGUAGGUCCAGAGAACCAGAGCAAGAGACUGCACCGAGAGGUGAAGAGGGGGAAAAAUACAAAGGAAAGGGAAACACAAUUUAUAUAUAAACGCAAAACUCUUAGUUUGAUAAGUAGUCACACAGAGCAACCAAGAUGGAGGCGGAAAGAUUGUGUAAUAAUAAUUAACAAGAAGUGUUUUCCUCAACUAAUGUUACGUACAUUUCUAGCUAAAUAAUGUUUUGCUUUUUACUGGGGUUUUUUGAAAAAAAAAAAAACGUUUUGCCAACCGCCCAACCACACACACACAUAUUAAAAACGUGUUUUUUGUGCAGUUUUUCUUUCCUUUUCUUUUGUUGUUUUGUUUGAGCUAGAUUUGUUUAGUAAAUAGUAAAUACAAGAAAAGGGAUAAGCACACACACACACACUCACAUUAUAUAUGCUUGGUUUGUUUUUCCCUUAGGUUGGUAGACAGGCCUUUAACAAAAAUGAUAGGCACACUAUACAUUAUGUUUUGUAAUAACGGUGCCCAAUCAUGUUUGUGUGUUUGCAAAGUUUUAAUUUUAUUUUGUAUCAACAUUCGUACGGGUACGUCCUGUACUCAUGCCAAACCACAUGCUGGAAUGGAUGGUUUACAUCGGUGAGUGUUUUGCUGAUCUCUCCGACACAAAAUCAGACCAAUUUAGUGCGUAUACACAACCAACAGAAUGGAAAUAGUUUAAAAACCUCACAUAUGGACAGAAUAAAAAAACACACACACAUGAACGAAUAAUUACUUUACAAAAUUUGAAAA
Molecule: messenger RNA, 10597 nt
Organism: Anopheles funestus (African malaria mosquito)
Lineage: Eukaryota; Metazoa; Arthropoda; Insecta; Diptera; Culicidae
Exons: 8
Coding region: 2429-7462 (1677 amino acids)
Biological process (GO): regulation of DNA-templated transcription; protein phosphorylation
Molecular function (GO): MAP kinase activity; ATP binding
Source: RefSeq, a predicted model, not a curated record